AUGAAUACUUGGUUCUCCCUACCUCCGAGAAGAUUGUAUACCUGGAGGGCACCGCAGGAUAGACCUGGAAAUAUUGUACGGAAUCAAAUCGAUUUUGUCCUCGUUAACAAGAGGUUCAGCACAACCGUCUCAAGAGCGCAGACGUACCCGGGCGCCGACGUGCCAUCCGAUCAUUGUCUUCUAACGAUAAGCAUAAAGCUAAAACUAGCUUUGUGCAAGGUCAACAAAGGUCAAAUAAGAAAAUUAGACACCUCGAAAUUACAGCAGGAGGAGAUAAAGUCUGAUCUUAGGAACAAACUAAACCAAAAAUUGGAACAUAUAAAAGGCCAAACAGAUCAACAACCACUGGAAGUAUGGGAAACAGUUGAAACUACCAUAAAGAACGUCACAAUUGAAUGUCUGGGAUAUGAAAAAAGACGCAGCAAAAAGAAAUGGAUAACUGACGAGAUCCUACAACUAAUGGACAAACGCAGACAGCACAAGAACACUAAUCAUGAUGAAUACAAGAGGCUAAACUCACUAAUAAGAUCCGAUAUUAGAAAGGCUAAAAGGAAAUGGCUGGAGGGGGAGUGUAAGGAAAUUGAAUACUUGCAACAAAUACACAAUACGAGUGAAGAACACAAAAAGAUGAAAGAAGCAUCUGGAAUGUAUAAAAAACGACCUCCAGGAAUAUAUACCGAUGACACAAACAAAUUCAUAAUAGAAGCAAAUGAAAAGAAACAGCUGUGGGAAGAAUAUAUCACAGAUUUAUUUGCCGAUGAUUCUCGUGAAGGCCUAAAAGACAACCAGUUCAGCGAAUCAUUAUCAGGGCCACCUAUAUUGAGGGAAGAAAUAAAGAAAGUGGUUAUGGAAGCAAAAGAUCAUAAGGCUACAGGACCAGAUGGUAUACCAGGGGAGGUUUUGAAACUGAUUGAUAACGACAAUAUCGACGUCUUGCUCAAAAUAUUCAAUUAUAUCUACAAUACAGGACACUUUCCCCGAAGCUGGUUAAGAUCAACUUUUAUACCCCUACCCAAGAACAGCAACGCCUGA
This is a messenger RNA of Cylas formicarius (sweet potato weevil), 1032 nucleotides long. RefSeq lists its product as uncharacterized. The transcript has a single exon. The coding region runs from base 1 to 1032 and encodes 343 amino acids. The record is from RefSeq and is a predicted model, not a curated record. Lineage: Eukaryota; Metazoa; Arthropoda; Insecta; Coleoptera; Brentidae.